Brassica napus (rape) is the source of this 558-nucleotide messenger RNA. RefSeq names its product probable mitochondrial import receptor subunit TOM40-2. Lineage: Eukaryota; Viridiplantae; Streptophyta; Magnoliopsida; Brassicales; Brassicaceae. The transcript is spliced from 6 exons. Gene Ontology annotation, cellular component: mitochondrial outer membrane; mitochondrial outer membrane translocase complex. Gene Ontology annotation, molecular function: transmembrane protein transporter activity. The record is from RefSeq and is a predicted model, not a curated record. Bases 1 to 558 code for a protein of 185 amino acids. Gene Ontology annotation, biological process: protein import into mitochondrial matrix.
AUGGCGGGCUUUGCACCACCGAAUGUGACAGCACAAUUCCACUCAAAGACCAAAAUCGAAGAGAAAGUGGACUACUCAAACCUCCCUUGCCCUAAACCCUACGAAGAUAUCCACCUCGAAGCUACCAAGUCUCUAAAGCCAGAACACUUUGAGGGUUUCCGCCUCGACUACACCAAGAGGAUGAACCAUAAGUUUUCUCUUAUUCAUAGCUUACUGAUGGGAAACAGUGAACGUCCUGCUGAACGAUCUCAGCAUAUUUUCAAGACUCCAACUUCCAGUUAUGAAUUUGGUGCAAAUUUCAUUGACCCAAAGUUGAUGCUUGACGGGAGGCUCAUGAUGGAUGGUACAGUUAUUGCGAGAUUCAAUAGCGUUUUAAAGGAGAACUUCACCAUCAAGACUACUGCUCACCUGACAAAUGAGCUAGAUAAGUCGCAAGGCGUGUUCACCGUUGAUUACAAGGGGUCCGACUACAGAACUCAGUUUCAGCUUGGAAACUACAGGAAUCAGUUUGAGCCUGGAACCAGCUCCCUGUUCAGAGCUAACUAUAUUCAGGUGUGA